AUGAUGAAGCUCCUGACAAAACGGGGCGGCCAAGGAAAACAGCGAAUAUAUCCCUCCAAAAAGAUGAACCUGGAAAGCCUAAACUUCUUGGAUGAGACCAAUGGAACGUUCACUGAUGUUGACGCGUUCCUCUCGACUGCUACUGACGACGACGAUGGCCUGUCCUACUACUCAAAAAACAGCAAAAGCAGCGUCGAAAACCAAAUCGAAGGUGCGCAUGAGGACAACCCUGAGUUGACGCCUUCCUACGUGUUGCAUAGGCAUUCCGUUCUUGGGCGAGGUUCCUUUGGCCAAGUUUGCGUGGCGUCGAGAUGCCAACAAAACGCACCAUCCAAACAAGGAGCAUUCAAACUGUUCAACCUUCGACAGUCAGGUCACGAAGACGACAAGACACAUGGCACAACACUGGCGUGCAAGUGUCUCGUGCUGCCCAGCGAGACCAAGAAACUCGCGAAACUACUAAAGGAGGUCAAGAUUAUGCGCCAAGUCCAGGGCCACGAAAAUGUCAUUCAACUGCAUGAUGUCUACAUUGACAACCAAGAAUUGCUAGUCAUCACCGAAUUGGGAACUGGUGGAACGCUGCUUAACCUACUAAAGAAUAAGAAGGUGCACAAAGUGAAGGAGUUUUAUGCAGGUAAGACAAGGUUUUUGCGAGACAAUCACGCUGCUGCUGCUGCUGCUGCUGCUGCUGCUUCUAGAAUCUCAACAUCUGCCUCUCGUACUUGGACUGCUUCAGCCAAGACUAUUGCAGAGCUAUUGUCGGCGAUUGCGUUUCUACAUUCCCGCGGCAUCGUGCACAGAGAGUACGUUCGGAGGAACCGCGUGCGAUUGAAUCAUUCGAUUCAUCUCCUUGCAUUGCUUUGGUUUGAAACAUUUUCUCUCACCAAACUUAAUUUUCUUUUUGCCGGAUACACUAGCGUCAAGCUCGAAAACGUCGUUCUAUCCAGAAAGGACGUAUGGAGCCCACUCAAGUUGAUCGACUUUGGUUUGGCAACUCCAAUCGCUAAGGGCCAGAGGCUCACUCGAGUUGUUGGCUCUUACCAUUACAUUGCCCCGGAAUGUUUUCAGAAAUCAUACACCGAAGCCUGUGAUUCGUGGAGCUUGGGAGUUGUACUAUUUGCCCUCCUCGCGGGUGGUGUUCCGUUCCAUGGCAAGGACCAAGGGGCUAUCAAGCAUGCCGUUCUUCGUGGAUCCUACAACCUUCGAUCUCCGUCUUUUGACGAUGUCUCCAGAGAAGCGAAACAUUUGAUAAUGCGACUUUUGUGUUACAAUGCUCAGACUAGGAGCACUGCGAACCAAGCUCUGAGUCACCCUUGGUUAAAGUCGAACUGUGAUCCACGAGCCCUCCAACGGGCACUCCAGAGCGCUGACGGACAAGCCCCAGGAAAAUCCCAAGAGCAAGAUUGGAGCCAAGCUGUUUAUGCCACUUACUCUCGCAAAGUUUUCGUUCCUGUGCGAUGA
Messenger RNA from Seminavis robusta, 1461 nucleotides. Lineage: Eukaryota; Bacillariophyta; Bacillariophyceae; Naviculales; Naviculaceae. The record is from the annotation of a GenBank genome assembly.